This is a messenger RNA of Phyllopteryx taeniolatus (common seadragon), 9062 nucleotides long. RefSeq names its product protein FAM83G-like. The record is from RefSeq and is a predicted model, not a curated record. The transcript is spliced from 5 exons. Lineage: Eukaryota; Metazoa; Chordata; Actinopteri; Syngnathiformes; Syngnathidae. Bases 413 to 3832 code for a protein of 1139 amino acids.
CCCAUCCAGUCUACGCCCAGUGCUGCAAAUCGCUGCGGGUCACGUCAGGGAAGGUGUGUGUGUGUUUCGGUGCCAAGGGCACACCUGUCGGGCGGUGCCUCGGAAGAAGCGUCACCCACGUCUCUCGACCGCCGGCCGGCUGGGCUGAGUGCUCAUCACGAGAUGACUCUCCAGGCAGUGGGAGGCUCGUAAUGUAACAUGGCAGUUGUUAACUAUUCCAUUACAGUGUUAGACUGAGUGUUUUUUAACUGCUCUGAAGCUCAGCUUACCCGCUGUUUGAAUUCAAACGACAACUUUUCACACAGCCAGGAGUAUACCGGCGUUCACGAAAGUGGUCUCGUUGACUUGUUGGAAGCUUACGCGUUUUAUUCUUGAUUUGUUUUCUUCUUCUACUAAUAUCUUGAGAUUUAUCAUGGCUCUGUCCCAGAUUCAGUGCCUAGACGACAACAACGUGAACCUGCGGACUAACGAGUCCAAACCGGAAUUCUUUUAUAGCGAGGACCAGAGGCUCGCUCUGGAGGUUCUGCUCCGCGAAGGUCGCGAAGCCUUCGCGAAGUUCCUGGAGGAACGCCACAUGCGGAGCUUCCUUUCGGACCUGGAGCAGGAAACUCUCACUAAGACGCUUGAGCCUUAUGACCCCGGCUCGGAGCUCUUCCCGGAGGAUGCCGAAGAAAACGAGCCCCCGCUGUCGCUGCACUACUGGCCGGAGUUGUCGGACAUGUCCAUCCCGCAGAUGGACUUGGGGUGGCCGUACACUGACUCCUACCGCGGGGUGACGCGCACCACAGUGUAUACGCAACCCCCGCUGGAGGGUCAGACCCACAUCAAGGAAAUUGUCAGACGGAUGAUCGCACAGGCGCAAAAGGUCAUUGCUGUUGUAAUGGAUGUCUUCACCGAUGUUGACAUCUUCAGAGAUUUGAUUGAUGCUGGUUUUAGGAGAAAGGUUUCUGUCUACAUCCUGUUGGAAAGCACAACAUUACCUCAUUUCCUGUCCAUGUGUCAAAGGGCCAACAUGCAUGCAGGACACCUCAAGAACCUUCGGGUACGCUGCACAGAGGGAACAGAGUUCUACACUCGUUCCUGCACCAAAGUGAAAGGUCGACUGGGACACAGAUUCAUGUUGAUCGAUGGAGACAAAGCUGUAUCCGGGUCAUUCAGUUUCACCUGGAUGUCCUCACGACUGGACAAAAAUAUUGUCACCGUGGUUACAGGCCAGGCAGUGGAGGUCUUUGAUGAUCUCUUUCGCCACCUUUACGUGAGCUCAAGAUUUGUUGAUCUCCAGCAAGUCACCACAGAGCCUGAGCCUGAGCGUGAGCCUCUCCCACAACUGCCCCCUGUAGCCCUUCCUUCCACCACUAUAGCAAGGAAAUUGUACAACCCUAAGUAUGCCUUACUUAUUGGAGAAAGUGCUACACCGUCUGCUGACCAAGAGAGCCCCAAAGAGUCUCAGACACCAGAAGUCCCAGAUACUAAGAAGAGAAGGCGAGGAAGAGGAAGUAAAGAACCUGUACAAGAAGAGGAUUCUAUCCAUCCUGGACUUAUCAAUCUAGAGAAGGCAUACUUGAUUCCUUACUUGCCCACCUGGCCAGAGCCUGACCCCCCAAGUGAUGUAAUUGGCUUUAUAAACAUCAGGGAUGCGAGCAAACCCACUCAAAUGCAUUUGCAACGCUCCGAGAGGUUUGAAACAAGUCAAGCCAUUCGGUUUAGAAAUCCUUUGACCAUGUCCACGGAACUCAUUCCAGAGGUUGCUAAACCCAGAGAGACCACUUCUAAAAUUGAGAAGAUAAAUCCUCCACCAUCACAAGAUUGGAUCAAAGCUAAAGAGUCAAUAUAUGACAGGUUGCAGCAUAUGGAAUCCACCAGUACAAAAGUUGAGCUACACUCAGCUGCAACUAGACCUGUCAAUGAUGCUACUAAUGUACGUAACACUGAGCAGAGGAUACACUCAGUUGCAUUAACCAGUCAAGAUGAAGGUCAAGCAAUGAAACACACACCUCCCCUGUCCAGCAACAUUGAACACAAAAAAGCUCCCAGUAAAAUAGAGCACCCCUCUGAACAAAGGAAUAGAGUAGUACCAAAAAUUGGGACUUGUUCAUCUGCUACUACACAAGACACUUACCUGCCAAGCCCCACUGACUCAAACUCAGGAAAAGAACAUACAGGAACUAAAACAACAUCACAACUCAUGCAGGCUAAAGAUGCACAGUCAUAUAACACCUCUCACAGUUCCCCUGAUAGUCACACACUUGACACAUCCCACCCCUCCUCUUCUUCAUCUUCAAGCUCAAAUACUAAAAUCCUGGAACCCCACACUAUCCAUCCAGCUAACAAAGAUAGUAACACCAGCAAUGGCCUAGGCACACCAAAUAUUAGCACUCUUAAGAGGUUGAACAGUCUGACCAGAGAGAAAGUAGCCAUUCACAAGCCCAUUGGAGAAAACAAGCAACAGACUAUCCCUAAAAUGCGUGAAAAUAGCAAUAGAAAAAUUGAAGUGCAUAGAGAUGACAGAAAGAGUGACUCCAUCCAGAACAGUCAACAACAUAAACAAAGAGAAACCUCUACAGAAAGUCAGAAUAUAAAAACAGUUGGACUACAGGAUGGCAAGGGAAGAACCCCAGAGGUCUCUGGGGACAAAGAAAUAAUCCAGUCAUCCUUGGCCACUUUAGCACCGAAUAGAGACAAUGUAAAUAUUUCAGAUGAAGUAAAAACUGUGAGGCCAUUAGUCUGUGACGGAAGUUCAAAGCCACAGGAAAACCUUGUCGCCACAGUAGAGACUGAAAGCAAGGCUAUAUCAAGAAAGCUCACUGAUCCUAAAUCUACAAAAAUCCUAAAUAAAACUGAAUCUGAGAAGAAAACGUACCAUGUAAAAGAAAACAAACCACAAAGAAUAUCUUACAGUCAAAGCUCCCCAUUGACUAUGUGGGAGCGAAUUCAGGCUGCGAUGAAAGAGCCUUCCACCGGUGACAUGGAUGUCACAUCAAAACAACUUUGUGGUAAUACCCAAAAUUCAACAAAGAACAACACCAGAAGAGUCGCCAAAGAAAAUCCAAAAUCGCCAAAAGAACAAGCGCACUCUCAAACACCAGAGAAAGCCUUUCAAUCAGCAGAGAGAGAAUUGCUUUUAACUACUUCUGUCAGACGCACUUCUGAUGGUUUCCUUGCACGUACACCUACCCCAGACUCACCUGUACUCACUCCAGACUUUCGAACCCCGACGUCAGACAUGAGUGACGGGCAUCGCUCGAGAGAUGACUCCAGUCGCUCCUCAGCAUCAGAGGAGUAUUUUGAAUGCAGCGGCUCGCCAAACAAUGAGCAUGUGUUUGAAGGAGCAUUAUACUGUCGUCACAGUACAGCUGGUUAUCGUGAUCCUGAAGAUACACAAAAAAGAAACCCUAAUGCGGGUGCCACCAAACCUUUAUUAAAAGACUAUAGUGCAUAUGUUGCUUUGUUCGACAAAGACAAAAACAAGCAUACCUCGAGCAAGGAAACGCAGGGUCUUGAGAAGAAAGUGAAAACAGGGGAUAAGGAGGAUGUGAAAACGAAAGACAGUGGCAUCAAAAACACAUUAAACCGAGAUUUGAAAGGGAAGGAGGGGCGAAAUGGUGAGGAAUCAAAGACACCAGCCUCACUGAAGACCCUUGAGAAAGAAAACGAGACCCAAUUUCAAGCUCUCAUGAGAAAGUCACAAACUCAGAGGGAAGCAGGAUCCAGCAAUGGGAAGAACAGAGAUGGGUCAGCCAGAGAGGUUGGUGGUCAGAAGCUUAAUGUCACAUCAACACCCUCCCAUCCCGUCUCAGCCUCAGUGACCAAAACAGAAAAGAAAGCAGCUUAGCAGCACUUCACAGGUUUUUGACUGUUAAUCAUCUUUUUGCAAAGAAUCUUUGGGACAACCGCCUUUAUAAGAAGCUGUAGAAAAAGAAAACAUUUACCAGGAUUCUCAGCGAGAGAACGUCAUGCCAAGAGCUGGACAGUUGCAGCACCAACAUCUUCCUCUGAAGCUACAACUUUCCUCCAUUCUCAACUGAACCUCAUCCUCAUUCCCAGAACGACAUCUCAGCACAGGUACUGAGCAGGAACAACUAAGUUCAAUUCUAUGUCACCUAUGGCAAGUUGGACAACUAUAAAUGCUCCCAUAACUGCAGAGUGACAUCCACCCAUUCAUUCAUCUUCUCUACUGCUUGUCAUUAGGACCACAGGUAACUGGAGCCUAUCUCAGCAGAAUUUGAACGAGCACCGAGAUACACCUUAGAAAGGUAGCAAGGCACUUAUAGACAACAUUCAUACUCACAAUCACAACUAUGUGUAAUUCAAUUGUCCAAGUAUAGGUAUGUGGGAGGAUACUGGGAACCACUGCCAACUUGCUUUCUGCGGAAUAACAAUGUUUUCAUUUUUAUUUUUAUUGGAAAAACUAACAUAGGACACAUUUGAAUACAGCUUUACCAUUAUUUGACCACAAGGGAAGACUAACUGACACAUUUAAUAAUUAGAUGAACUUCCACAUGGACUGUCACUUGACAUGCUUUUCCUCACACUGUCUGACUGGUUAAGCCAGACAGUUCAGCAAGAUGACAACACACCUAAGGCCCGCCGCACACUGUGUGAUGUGGUCGAACCCGAUUGGAACGGGCCAUUGCAGAAAAAAAUGGCAGUUGGCAACUCACCCUCGCACAUUGAGUGAUUGGAUAGAUGGAGACCCUGAACAGCGAGACUGUAUUGGCUUUUGAUGCUGUACAUACAAUAUACUGUACUUUACCACCUUUAUUAAACCAUAAAAAGAUAGAUUUAUAGUUAAGGAAGAAGUGGGUUUCUCAAGAAAGAAGAAAUGGGUGUGUAUAAAAGCGAGAGUGUGGCUAUUUUAAAAAAGGCCCGCUCCCAUCACUUCAAUCCAGCACGGUACAUACAGCUUGGGUACAUUUUGGCGACAAGCUUUGCCAUUACAUCCACAGGAAAUUAUAAGUUAUACAAAUAGUAAGUAUUGUUGUAAAACACAAUAUUUGAUACUUUAUAUACUUUAUAUGGCUUGGGGGGCGGCGCAGCAGCCGUUCUCUGUCAGAAGGUCAGAUGACAAAGAUUUUAUGGGGUCAGUUAAAAUUCAUAUUUGCAUUGUUUAUACAUUAUGCAAUACAUGCACGUAACCUCCAGCAAGUUUUCUACCAUAGUUUAGCUAAAAAUUGGGUUUUAUGACGCAUAUUGAGUCCUCCCCGAACAUACCGGAAGCUCAAGACACCGGGGUGUGGUUACUCUAUCCACCCCAAGGGCUACCAGAAGUGACGUUGCAAUUGAUAAACAACGCACUGCACACUAUACGUAAGCAACGUGUUGGAAUAUGUGGAUGAGGAGGAUUUCGACGUACAGGAGCACCCAACUUAACUUGGCAUCGUCAAAACGUACAUGUUUGAGCCAAUCAGACAGUGAUGACGACGAGCAGCCAAGUAGCAGCUGUACAACAGAAAGAGAGUGGCCACUGGCUCGAUGUGACCGUAUGUCAAAAAAAUGUCUUUUUAUACACUCAUGGCAUGAAAUAAUGUCACCCCAGGGGUGCCAAUAUUUUUUAGCAUGACUAUACGUAUUAUAUAUUCAUAUAUGUUUCAGUGACACGGCACAAACUUUUACAUAGGAUGCAGUAUUCCUAUAUAUUGUGUGCCUCUCGCUUGAGCAGCGUUAUAACACGCCGCACACAAAUUCUUUGCCGUGUGUCUGUUGGCUUGUUAUAUAGGCAAAAGUACAGACGGCAGUACUGAAAAGUACCGUGUGGGUCUUUUUUUCCUACUCCCCAGUGCAUAGUAACCAUAAUAGAGUCAUUUGGUAUAUGCAAGGAAAUGCUCAACUCUUGUCUGCGCCACUUCACUGCUGCAUUGUGGUGGCUACGAGAUUUAGUUUUCUUGCUGGCGGUGGAGGUCCCGAUGGCCGUGGGAACAAUAGUUGACACCACAGCUGGUUUCAGUAUCUACCUAACUACACCUGUGUAUCCAAUGCUUUCGCAAAACACACCGGUUCGAAGUGAUCGGCACAGAGUUUGGAAUGCUUGCUAGGCACCCAUAGCUGACCACUUUUCUUCCCGUCGAGUAACUUUCACUAUCCACUCGUCACGUAUUCCUUCUUCACUUGGAAAGCCAAAAAAAAAAAAAAAUCUCUUGCCGCUGCCUGAACCAUUUGUACAACCAAAUUCCACACAAUAAACCAUCGUGAUAUCGUUAAAUCAUAUGACAACAUAUAUACAAGGACGGGAACAACAGCAUGGAACAAUAGCACACAACACCAAAUGAACAGGAUGUUUGGCUUGUGUGACGUCACAGCACCGGAAAGAGACGAAGACCGGAAGGCGUGGGAGACAAAAAGCAGAAGGCACAUUCUGCAUCAUAUUCAACAAUUUAACUGCUGUAUAUUUACCAUAUAAUCACUUCAAAAUGGAAGAUGUGAUUUGUAAAGGGGUUCUAGAGUUAUCAAGAAAAACAUGAAAAUCUUUGUCCUCUGAACUUUAAAACCCAGAAAUAUGUUUUUGGUGUGAGUGAAAGUGUUUUGAUUGGCUGUAAUCUUUGACGUUGCGACGCUGUGCACCGGCUAUUUAAAUUUUGAAUCCUGGCAUUACCAGGGGCCGAUUGAUCCGCCACUCAUGAAAGUAGUUGCUGAACCCCUCACACUGUGCGACAGUCAGGUUCAGCCACGUCGCUUGGUGUGCGGCAACCUUAAGAGUCAUUUUCAGUUGCUCCAGAACUAGUCAGAACUAGUCAGUGACUUAUUGUUUCGUUUCCAGACCUGCUUCUGCCUUGGCAUGCUUUAACUAAUUUUCACUCUCUUAUUGCUGUAUCACAAACACAUUUGCAAAUGACACAACUACUGUAAAAGUACUCCAUUACACUAAUUAAUUCAGUUAAGAUUUGUGCGCAUUGGGAUUCACUCACGUCAAUAACACAUCGCUUCAUUUUGUUAGCUGCUCAUGCUAUUGCUGAUGUUGUUGCCCCACCACGCGCAUACUACGUUUCAGAAAACAAAGAGCAUGCUAUAGAUAAGCUUAGGGUAGAAAUUGAUGCACUAAUUAGCAAGAUGUAGUGGACCAAGGUUCAUAUCGAUAGUUCAAUGAUACCCAUAUUCUUCUAUUUUUUUAAACAUUUUGGUCAAUUUUUUACCCACAGCUUUGUGGCAAGGGCACAUAAUUACAAAGUACAGUGUGAAGUUUAACCUGAACCAUGACCUUAAUUAAAAAGUGCUGGUUUAACUUAAAUGUACGAGUAUAUUGUAACAUGUACAUGUAAUGAGACCUGGGGCCAGGGUGGUGGAAUGUUCAUGUUGAUACCUGAUCUCACAGACAAAAUGUUAUAUCCUAUAAUUGUUUUAAUACAACUCAAUUCCAAUGAAGUUGGGACGUUGUGUUAAACAUAAAUAAAAACAGAUUACAAUGAUUUGCAAAUUGUGUACAACCUAUAUUUAAUUGAAUACACUACAAAGACAAGAUAUUUAAUGUUCAAACUGAUAAACUUUAUUGUUUUAGAAAAUAAUCAUUAACUUAGAAUUUUAUGGCUGCAACACGUUCCAAAAAAGCUGGGACAGGUGGCAAAAAAGACUGAGAAAGUUGAGGAAUACUCAUCAAACACCUGUUAGGAACAUCCCACAGGUGACCAGGCUAAUUGGGAACAGGUGGGUUCCAUGAUUGGGUAUAAAAGGAGCUUCCCUGAAUUGCUCAGUCAUUCACAAGCAAAGAUGGGGUGAGGUUCACCUCUUUGUGAACAAGUGCGUGAGAAAAUAUUCGAACAGUUUAAGGACAAUGUUCCUCAACGUACAAUUGCAAAGAAUUUAGGGAUUUCAUCAUCUACGGUCCAUUAUAUCAUCAAAAGGUUCAGAGAAUCUGGAGAAAUCACUGCAUGUAAGCGGCAAGGCCGAAAACCAACAUCGAAUGCCCAUGACAUUCGAUGUCUCAGGUGGCACUGCAUCAAAAGCAGACAUCAAUGUGUAAAGGAUAUCACCACAUGGGCUCAGGAACACUUCAGAAAACCAAUGUCAGUAAAUACAGUUUGGUGCUACAUCCGUAAGUGCAACUUAAAACUCUACUACGCAAAGCAAAAGCCAUUUAUCAACAACACCUAGAAACGCCGCCGCCUUCUCUGGGCCCGAGCUCAUCUAAGAUGGAUUGAUGCAAAGUGUUCCAACGAGUCCACAUUUCAAAUUGUUUUUGGAAAUUGUGGACGUCGUGUCCUCCGGGCCAAAGAGGAAAAGAACCAUCCGGACUGUUAUGGAUGCAAAGUUCAAAAGCCAGCAUCUGUGAUGGUAUGGGGCUGUGUUAACUUACACAUCUGUAAAGGCACCAUUAAUGCUGAAAGUUACAUAGAGGUUUUGGAGAAACAUAUGCUGUCAUCCAAGCAACAUCUUUUUCAUGGACACCCCUGCUUAUUUUAGCAAGACAAUGCCAAACCACAUUCUGCACGUGUUACAACAGCGUGGCUUCGUAGUAAAAGAGUGCGGGUACUAAGCCUGCCUGCACUCCAGACCUGUCUCCCAUUGAAAAUGUGUGGCGCAUUAUGAAGUGUAAAAUACAACAACGGAGACCCCGGACUGUUGAACAGCUGGAGCUGUACAUCAAGUAAGAAUGGGAAAGAAUUCCACCUACAAAGCUUCAACAAUUAGUGUCCUUUGUUCCCAAACGUUUAUUGAAUGUUGUUAAAAGAAAAGGUGGUAACACAGUGGUAAACAUGACCCUGUCCCAGCUUUUUUGGAACGUGUUGCAGCCAUAAAAUUCGAAGUUAAUGAUUAUUUGCUAAAAACAAAGUUUAUGAAUUUGAACAUUAAAUAUCUUGUCUUUGUAGUGUAUUCAAUUAAAUAUAGGUUGAACAUGAUUUGCAAAUCAUUGUAUUCUGUUUUUAUUUAUGUUUAACACAACGUCCCAACUUCAUUGGAAUUGGGGUUGUAAAUUGUUCCGCCAACUUGUGCCCAGCCUCUUGUUCUGUUAUUUUGUCAGUGUUUUUAUCUGAUGCCAUUUAUCUCCCUGCUGAGCAGUGAUAGACAAACCAUACUUACCUUGAUGUAACCACUACAACAAAGCACAAGUUAAAUUAAAGUAAAUGACAGCA